CCAGCCCCGAAUCUGGAAGAGAACUGGACGCAGACUGGACGCCUCCACGCAUCUCUCUUCUCUGGCACUCUCCUCACAGUCGUCGCGCUUGACGAGCCCUGUGAGUCACCAUCAUUUGUGGCUCAGGCAACCCCGAUUUGCCAUCUCAGCCCGACGUAGCGGCCGUGCCUACGAAAAGGAAGCGUGGUCCCUCCAACUUGUCUCAGUCUACCAAGGGUAAGACGAGCCGCUCAAGAUCUCGUGCUCGAAAGCCGCUGCCGAAGCCACGCUCGAGCCGCAUGACGGCUCAACCUCAAGUCCGCGAGCCUACAUCCCUACCGGGGCGACGGGUACUCCCAUCAUAUCGUCGUGGACCGAAGGAAGAGACGGAGCACCCUCCCGCGGUUCAUCCAGAGUCUUGCCACUCGCAUCACGAUCACAACGCAGAUUCCAGCCACGAUGAGGACCCCACAGGCAGCGAUCAUGACGAACCUGCCGCGAUUGAUACGGACGGCGAGUUCGAAGUCUGCCGCGAAUACCAUGAUAAUGACAGCGGAUCUAACGAAGAUGCAGACGGUGAGUACGAGGUGGAUGAAGACUACGACGAUGAAGAUUAUGACCGCCCAGCGAAGAGGUCCCGCACAAGCAGCAGCUCAGUGACUGGACGUGCACUCUCCGAAUGCAAGCGCUGUCGGAAGACCUUCGUACGCCCAGGAGACCUGAGAAGGCACGCGGAUACUUCGGCAUGCAUGAAUGGCGAGAAGAAGCAUCUCUGCACCAACUGCGGAAAGAGAUUAUCUCGUCACGAUGCUCUUCUACGGCAUCACCGGAAGUGCCGUCCGAGACCACCAGUGGAUCUAGAAGAAGCGCUUCCAGGAGGGAGCGUCCGACGAGCAGCUCUAGGUCGCCCGCGACGUCGUCCUGCCUGAGAACCCUAUUGCGAGAUUCUGGUUCUCUCUCUUCCACACGGACAUAGUCUAUACGUAUACUCAUGUAGUGUUGAUGUUUUUUACAAACGAGCAUAUAAGUUGGACUCAGGGU
Fomitopsis serialis is the source of this 1020-nucleotide messenger RNA. RefSeq lists its product as uncharacterized. The transcript has a single exon. Lineage: Eukaryota; Fungi; Basidiomycota; Agaricomycetes; Polyporales; Fomitopsidaceae. The record is from RefSeq and is a predicted model, not a curated record. Bases 279 to 908 code for a protein of 209 amino acids.